Molecule: messenger RNA, 222 nt
Organism: Penicillium angulare
Lineage: Eukaryota; Fungi; Ascomycota; Eurotiomycetes; Eurotiales; Aspergillaceae
Exons: 2
Coding region: 1-222 (73 amino acids)
Source: RefSeq, a predicted model, not a curated record
AUGGUCCAUGACUUAUCAUCUUCUCAUUCAUUCAUCCAUCAUCAUCCAAAUACCCAUCUUCCGUUAACCGCCCACUAUCCCUCAGGCACCUUAUCACUGGAGAACCUGGAGACGAACAUGAUCAUCGUUGAGGCUAAGACCGAACGGGUAUUUGGCAAGGGCAAGACGCAGCUUCUUGCCUACAUGGGUAAGUCAACUGCUUCAUACCAAGAACCUUACUAA